GCCCAGUUGUUUUAAGCCAACCAACUCUGUGACAUCAUCAAAGCCUCAUGUCUUCUUAUGUUGAUCUCAGUGCAGUUGGUAAGCGAAAUGGACUAGAAAUAUGGAGAAUCAAGAAUCUCAGUCUAGAACCAGUGCCAAGAAGUGAGUAUGGGCAGUUCUACACUGGUGAUGCAUACGUAUGCCUAAACACUGCCGAUCAAACCUGGAAUCUGCACGUCUGGGUAGGUGAAAGUGCAACUGCCGACGAAGUGGGAUCAGCCGGGAUGGCAGCUGCAAGGAUCGACAUUGCAUUGGGCGGUCGUGCAACACAACAUCGAGAAGUACAGAAGCACGAAUCAUCACUGUUCCUCUCUUACUUCCCCUACGGAAUUAGAUAUUUGAAAGGUGGUUAUGAUUCCGCAGUUCGCGCUGAACGCUUGCCCAGCAACCUGGAACCGCGCUUGUAUCACUGCGAAGGGAAACGAAAUGUUCGAUGUUCAGAGGUGGACUGUAAACCCGAGUCGCUAAAUCUCUGUGAUGUUUUCAUCUUAGACCUUGGUAGUGAGAUCUAUAUUUGGAUGCCUCCGGAUAGUGGCCGCCUUGAAAAAAUCAAGGGAAUGGAGAUUGCUAAACACAUGUCGGAAGAUGAACGGAAUAACAAAGCGCAUGUCAAUGUAGUAGAUUCGGACUGGAACACAAAUGAGGCGUUCUGGUCACAUUCUGGAGGUGUGCAGAAUGCGAGCCACAUUAAGAAAACUAGGGAUGUCGAGCAGCAGAGUUACUAUGAAAAACCUGUUGAUAGGAGUGCAUUGUACAGGGUAUCCGAUGCAUCUGGAAGAUUGGAAGUAACUAAAGUAGCCGAGGGUGAAAUAAAACAAAGUCAGCUAGAUUCUCAGGACGCUUUUAUUCUUGAUGCCAGAGGCGGUGUAUACGUAUGGCUUGGCAAAGGAUGCACUCCGAACGAAAGAAAGAGGGCAUUACAGUGGGGAGAAAAUUACAUCAAACAGAAGAACUUGCCACAGUGGACUCAAGUUACUUGCAUUAGGGAAGGUGAUGAGACGCCCUCGUUUACGCGAUGGUUCCCUGACUGGACCCAAGCGAGUCAAGCAAGAGAACUUUAUACACCUCGGUUGUAUCAGGUUUACGACCGCCCACCGGAUAGACUUAUUGUUGAAGAAAUUUCGAACUACACUCAAGAGAGUCUUGAUGGAGACGAUGUUAUGAUACUGGACGCCUACGACCAAAUUUAUAUAUGGAUCGGCGCGUGUGCGAGCCAACAAGAAAGAGAAGGAGCAGCGGUUAUAGCAAAGAGGUACCUUGAACAAGAAGCACCUCGACGUCGUAUCAACCCUAACGUUUUGCCGAUAGUGUAUCAGGGAAUGGAACCAGAAGCCUUUAAAGCAAAGUUCAAAAAAUGGGAUGACAACCUUUUCCGAGGCAAUGCGAGAUCUGUGGAAGGCGUCAAAAAACGCCUGUUCGAGAAAGUCUUAUAAGCCUUUACGCAUGGUUCAGGAAACGAAAUCAGUUUUGUGAAUUAGUUUUGUAGAGCACAUUGAUUCUGUAAUAAAUUUUUACUCUUCUUACAAUUACGAUUAUAAUAGAUUGUUUUUUUGCAAUGAAAC
Cylicocyclus nassatus is the source of this 1601-nucleotide messenger RNA. NCBI's taxonomy places the organism in Eukaryota, Metazoa, Nematoda, Chromadorea, Rhabditida, Strongylidae. The record is from the annotation of a GenBank genome assembly.